Acanthamoeba castellanii str. Neff is the source of this 369-nucleotide messenger RNA. RefSeq lists its product as uncharacterized. The record is from RefSeq and is a predicted model, not a curated record. Bases 1 to 369 code for a protein of 122 amino acids. The transcript has a single exon. NCBI's taxonomy places the organism in Eukaryota, Discosea, Longamoebia, Acanthamoebidae.
AUGAAGCUGCCCACUUCCCUCCGCCGCUCCAAGGACACCCCGGCCCAGGAGACCGAGCGUCUGCUGGCCUCGACUCCAUCAUCAGAGCUGACCACCACCGCUCCCUCGGGCACUACCAAGACAAAGACUACCAGGACCACCACCACCGCGAGCGGGAUCGACAAGUGGAGCGACAUGCUCACUGCCCACGAUCGAGCGGUUCUGGCCAACUACAACAACAACGCCACCAGCCCCCGAUCGAACGCUACUUCGCCCCGGCGGCAGGUCAAGGACGAGGCCGACCAGAGCAUCCAGAAGUUCCGAGACGGCGAGCAGGUCGCGGCGCUGGCGGCGCUCUACGUCGCCCAGCCGGCAGUGUUCGCCUCCUAG